Messenger RNA from Trypanosoma conorhini, 4896 nucleotides. RefSeq lists its product as uncharacterized. The record is from RefSeq and is a predicted model, not a curated record. Lineage: Eukaryota; Euglenozoa; Kinetoplastea; Trypanosomatida; Trypanosomatidae. Bases 1 to 4896 code for a protein of 1631 amino acids. The transcript has a single exon.
AUGAGCGGCUCCAGCCUUCUCUCUUGCGUGGCCAGUCGGGUGGCGUCGUCUCUAUUGACACCAAGUAGAGACGAUCCAGACGCCUUUCUGCGUCAUCUUCAGCUCGUCCCGAGGGACUUCCUCACGCGGUUUUCUGCACCCAACACCAUUUUGACCCCGUACUCGUCUUCAGAGGAUCAAAAGCGAACUGCUGCGACAGGGAACUCUGAGGAGGAUGCAUCUGUGGUCUCUCACUCCUCUGCGCGGGGGAGAGUAGAUGAGGUGUGUCCGCUUCAAACCGCCCUUAGCUUCCCUUUGGGAGAGAAAGGGUCGGGUAACCAGAUGCACCUCCUUGAGCUGAGUAUAUUUCUUGCUCUUUUGCGACAUCCGCGACAGAGUUACAGAAAUAUCCUGCUUUGGAGUUCGCUGAUUGAAAAACUGGAGGAGUUGAAUUUUUACGAGGUUAUGCGGAGAAGUAUUUCUCAGCUUUGGGAGGUGGUCAAACAACAAGAAAGUGAGUUGGAGUCAUACAAUGAGUUACGUCUACUUAGGAUUUCCUGCGAUGUUGUAUUGUUCUUUGCCGAACAUGCCCUGCGACGUCCCUCCAAAGAUGUCUUGCGAGAGUUUGGUACGCUGGCACAAGAGAUGUGGGAAGGUCACGCUUUCGUAGGGGUGCGACGCUGUGCGCUUGUCAUUUCUGCCUUCUUGGCGGAGUACUCUGACCUGAUGCCCCUCGAAGCCCUGUGUACUCACAACACGAGUCUGGAUUCUCCUCAUCUGCUGGCUGUCCUUGCAGGCGUUCCCGCAUUGCGGGAGGGGACCGAUGACAAGCCGGAACUGCUCCGCGCGACACUAGAGGUCGUGUUCACAACAACCGUUUACUCUACGCCCACUGCGACGUAUUUUCUUGACGAUGGCGUUCACUCAGCUGCCUUUUCGCUUGUGCGGCAGCGGUUUGCUGACGUUUUGUAUAAUCUGUUUUCAAGAGUCUCAGCCGAUUUUUGGGACUACUUCACAGAAGUUGCACUCCUCUCCGCCUUGGAGGGGAUUGCACGGUGCGCAGCUCUGUGGGACUUCAUGCCCUCCGGGGUGCCGCUGCUGCGGAGUCACAUACAUAAUUGCCUUGUGGAAGGAAACAGCGUCUAUGCCGUUUCGCUUUUUAAUUUUUACAUCUCUGCUUUGGCAUAUCAUGUUGGGUUGGGCGUCUUGCAGGAGGAGGAGGGCACAAUCCUCGAUACAGGGGCCUCGCGUUAUGUUACGAACGGCUCCGUCCCGGGAGAAGUUGUCGAAGAUGAAGCGGCGGCCCUCGCUCAUAGCACAGAGAGAGCAACGAUGAUGCUAACGGAUUCGCCCCUGAAAAAGACCUUUCGUCUGCUAGCGAUGGAGUGGGGAUCAUUCCGUGGAAGCGAAAAGGUGCUUGUGCGAAGUGCCUUUUGCCUUUUACACGCCUUCAUGUCAAAUUAUUCCAUCUACCAGAAGGAGCUGGAGGCGAUGAUUGGGGCUAAUCUGCACUCACUACUGCAUCAUGUGGCCACCGUAGUUUUGACGGAGUCCGUCAAUGGGGAGGUGGACCUUGUUGAGACCUUUUACGGCACCAUUGCUAGAUUUCAUCCCAUGCUGGGCAACAUCGCCUACGCCGCCUCUAACCUUCUCCUGCCUGAUUUGAUGCGAGGGGUGGGAGUGCGGGCUGAGUCCACCGAAAUCGCAUUGCUGCAGCUGAACUUGUAUGGCACACUCUGUGAGAGCUACGAAAAUGCGGUGCCGCUUGGUGGCCUUGUUGAGGCUGUGACGCACAUUUCUCCUGGUCUCAUUACCUGUUCCUCCUUGGCGGUGGAGUUUUUCGUUCCAUGGUUGUCGGUUGUUCAAGCGGCGUUGUCGGAGACGCCUUACCCGCUCUCCGCGCUGUUGUCCAGCGCGGGGUCAACAGCAAAGCUGAUUUGUCGCCUCUGUGAGGGGGUUUUUGUGCUUCUGCGUGAGCUUCAGUCGGGAAAUCUGUUCCUCUGCUCUUUGCCAGCCAUGCCCCUUCUAGAAGGCACGAUACGUCUUCUUUCUGCCGCCGUCUGUGAAGAGGGGCACCGCAAUACACUUGCCACCUGCGUGAUUGCCACGUACGGUGAGAAUACCCUUUCCGCGUGUUUUGUGCUGUACUGCAUUUUGUUCUCUUCCAACGCCUCGGUCGCGUUGGUGGAGUCCACAGCGGGACUGCUGGCGGAUGUCGUGGAACACUCGCAAGAGAAACUUUUCACCACCAUGCGUUUUCACACCUCCACGGAGCUGAGGCGCAUGUUGUUGUCGUCCAUCCACCAGGAGCUGCGGCCACGGACGCCGUGCAACGCCUCCGUAAAUGCCAUUCGGCUGGUUUCCCUCCGCUACCUGCUUCGCUACGACCCGGCCUCGUUUUACUACUUGAUCCUUCCUGAGGAGGCAGACGCGGAGGGGGGUUUAGCAGAGCUGCCGCUCACCUCCAUUCUACGCGACACGGUAAGGUGUGAGGAGCUUACCCUGCUGGAAAAGGCAGAGUGUUUUGAGCUCCUUCGCUCCCUUGAGGAUGUGGGUCUUUCCAUCACGGAGGUCGUCGACUUGCUGCCAGGUAACAAAGACGGUCCGGCGUACCUCCGCGCCGCCUUCGCGGCGGCGGUGAUAAAUUACAUAUGUGGUGUUCUACUUGGCAAAAUGCAUUCGGAGGGUGGCAGAAGCACAAAAUAUGGGGAUAAGGGAGGAUUGCAGCAGCAGCAGCAGCGCAGUCCCGGUCGUCCAACGGUUCUAAUUGAAAAGAGCAAAUUAGUCUCUGAAAAUGCGGCGACAAUUUGCACAAUGCUUGACGUUGGAUCUGAUGCGCUGACAGAUUGCAUUGCCUUUUACAAGGCCACAGAAGAGGAGCUUGGGCCCGCCAAUGACAGGGUUGAUUCUCUUCUUUCAGUGGACAGCCUUAGCAAGAGAAAUACACGGCAACUUGUUCCUUCACGCGUGACUCAGGACUUUACGUCAAGCUUGUCCACUGCCCCUACGAAUGCACCUCUUGUGCUUUCCGUGCAAGCCAGCAAUGGAAGCAUAAAAGUAAAACCCAUGCUUCUUGGAGAUUCUUUUCUGUUAUGGGAGCAGGAGGAGGGUGUUAUCUUAUUGAACCGAAUGGCAUCUGCAUUGGAGGCGGUUACGCGCCUCACAGCCUCUCUAGAGGCCGUUGCAUGGCUCACGUAUGGCGAAAGGGAAGCAUCUUCCACCUCAAUAAAACUAUUGGAUCUCUCUCUCAGUGGAGUGCAAAUGGUGGGAUCCACCGCAAAUCCUUUGCGUGGUUUAAUGUGGGGCUGUUUUGAGGGCUGGCUGUCGCUCGCGCGUGGCGCAGCUUCCGUGCAUAUGCAGGCUUCGGCAGAGAGUGUGUUGACUCCGUCAACAAUGGGAUUAAAUAACCUCUUUCGCGCCUUUGUAAAACUGAUGGUCUCCAACCGCGAGAGCAUUGAGGUUGUUUGCCAGGGGCUGGGUAUUCUAUCGGCCUUUCAGCCCUCUGAGGCCGCGGAUGAGGGAACGGCAAUACAACUCUUUGAACUCAUUGCCGAAGUUUUGGAGAAGCAUGCGACGGCGCCACCAACUAGUGCCUUGACGAAGCUAAUUUUGGGGUGUGGUGCCAUCUACACUCGCAUUGGCAAAUUGGCCCCUGUACGGUGUGCGCUUAGCAGCGUGGAGAGCCUGUGGUCAUGCGCAACUCAUGUAUCUCAUAUGCUUCCUCCCACGGAGCCUGCCUCCACCUUGUCCGACUUCUUUGACUAUGUCAUGGAUGCGGUAAUCACGCUUAUCCUACACACUGGCGAGUUGACCGUCUACUUAUCGCACACGCGUGUGAUGGCUCUGGCGAGUGUGUUGGGACAAUUUGGGCAGGCGGCCGUUUACGACCCUGUUGCAAACGUGUAUAAACCACAGACAUGGCACAGGGCGUGGCUCUCCGUGCUGCGUUUACUCCAGGCUGUGUUGGUGAAUCUGGAGGCAAGUCGAUUCGGCCGUUCAGAAUGGUUAGACGUCGUUUCUGCCCUGGCGGCAACAAGCCCACGGUUUCAGGACGCUGUUUCAUGUUUCAUGUCCCGCGGCAACGUACCGGAGGCGAAACCAUUUGCUUGGGAGAUGCGUGAGAUGCAGCUGUGCACCUCUAUUAUUGCCUUGUUGGCCAGUUUUGGGGUUUCAACCGCCUCGUUAACGCCACACGUGCGGCGGUGUUUUUGCCAUAUACGGCGAUAUCGCAUUCCGACCAUGGCGGCCGUCGACGAACGAGUUGCAGAGCUGCUUCUGAGGACCGUGCGCGAUCAACUUUCCUACCUCCUUCAACAGUCCCCACCACCCGCGUUUUCAGAUGAGGGGCUAUUCGUGGUCACGAUAGAGCGCUAUCGCAGUUCACCGGUCAACGCAUCUUCUGUUUCCAGUGGGGCUUCACUGCAGCGGCGCGUGCUGGGCGAGGAGGGGGAGGUGGUGAGGGAAGAGUUAUUAUCAUUGGACUUGCUGCGCUCCUUUAUUUUGCGCGAGCUUAACAUCAUCCGGAGGGGCCAUCAGGAUGGCUUGUCUGGGGCCAAGGUUUCCUACUCGCCGGAGCACACCCCCUCUUUGUACUCUAGUUUCACGACCAGCGCCAGCGUGGACAGCGUCGCGGAGACGGAGCCGCGUGAGGGGGCGAGCCAAGGUAUUGCCCUGCACAUUGAGAUUGUGAAGUUGGCACUUGGCCUUUUUGUGCGCUACGCACGUCUCCACUUGAGCACGCGUGGCCUGGCACUCUUGGAUCGGCGGGAGAUUUCUGUGUCGCUCCAAAAGCUGCUUUAUGCUCUUAACCGUUUGAUUCAUGACGUUCGCCGCCUCGGGAGCCCUGCGCUGACUUGGGUUGUGGAUAACGUGCGGGAGGAAUUGAAGGACCUUGCUGCUAUUUUGCAGCGCGGCUGA